ACCGCCCAACCGAGGCUUGGUGCGGCUCCGCGCGGGUAUCGGCAGGGCCGCGCUAGCUAAAAUGUAAUUUCAGAUUGGACAAGUGGAGGGACGGCAAUGCCCGGCGGAGAUCAGGAACUCGGGAGCUACUACGUGGGUGUGGACGUGGGGACAGGCAGUGUCCGUGCAGCUCUGGUGGACCAGAGGGGUAUCCUCUUGGCUUUCGCAGACCAGCCAAUCAACCAGUGGGAGCCUCAGUUCAACCACCACGAGCAGUCCUCCGAGGACAUCUGGGUUGCGUGCUGCAUCGUCACAAAUAAAGUUGUACAAGGGAUUGAUUUAAACCAAAUUCGAGGGCUUGGGUUUGAUGCCACGUGUUCUCUGGUUGUUUUGGAUAAGCAGUUUCAUCCUUUACCAGUGAAUCAUGAAGGGGAUUCUCAUCGAAACAUCAUCAUGUGGCUGGACCACCGGGCGGUCAAUCAGGUCCACAGGAUCAACGAAACCAAGCACAGUGUCCUGCAGUACGUUGGGGGCGUGAUGUCCGUGGAAAUGCAGGCCCCGAAGCUUCUGUGGCUAAAAGAGAACUUGAGAGAGACUUGCUGGGAUAAAGCGGGACAUUUCUUUGAUCUCCCAGACUUCUUAUCGUGGAAGGCAACAGGUGUCACAGCACGGUCUCUCUGCUCCCUGGUGUGCAAAUGGACAUACUCUGCAGAGAAAGGCUGGGAUGACAGUUUCUGGAAGAUGGUUGGUUUGGAAGACUUGGUUGCCGAUAAUUACAGCAAAAUAGGAAACCAAGUGCUGCCUCCUGGAACUUGUCUUGGAAAUGGGCUCACACCAGAGGCAGCAAAGGACCUUGGCCUUCCUGCUGGAAUUGCAGUGGCAGCUUCACUAAUUGAUGCCCACGCAGGAGGACUAGGAGUGAUUGGAGCAGAUGUGAGGGGGCAUGGCCUCGCCUGUGAGGGACAGCCGGUGACGUCGCGGCUGGCUAUCAUCUGUGGAACAUCUUCUUGUCACAUGGGGAUCAGCAAAAACCCGAUCUUUGUACCAGGAGUCUGGGGCCCUUAUUUCUCAGCCAUGGUCCCUGGGUUCUGGCUGAAUGAAGGUGGCCAGAGUGUUACUGGAAAAUUGAUAGAUCACAUGGUGCAGGGCCAUGCUGCCUUCCCUGAACUACAAGCCAAGGCCACAGCCAGAUGCCAGAGUAUCUAUGCAUAUUUGAACAGUCACCUGGAUCUGAUUAAGAAGACUCAGCCCGUGGGUUUCCUCACUGUUGAUUUACAUGUUUGGCCAGAUUUCCAUGGCAACCGGUCUCCCUUAGCAGAUCUGACACUAAAGGGCAUGGUCACCGGAUUGAAACUAUCUCAGGACCUCGAUGAUCUUGCCAUUCUCUACCUGGCCACAGUUCAAGCCAUUGCUUUCGGGACGCGCCUCAUUAUAGAGGCCAUGGAGUCAGCAGGGCACUCGAUCAGCACCCUUUUCCUCUGUGGGGGCCUCGGCAAGAACCCCCUUUUUGUGCAAAUGCAUGCGGACAUUACCGGCAUGCCUGUGGUCCUGUCGCAAGAGGUGGAGUCUGUUCUCGUGGGUGCUGCUAUUCUGGGGGCCUGUGCCUCGGGGGAUUUCGCUUCUGUACAGGUACAUCUUUGCUUUUGUGAAGUCUAAACUCUGGUGGGGUCUGUGAGAAGAGGCAACACAGAAUAAGGGCAUCAAAAUCAAAAUUCAAAGUCUGAAACUCCCAGUUCCCUAUGACCCUUGAGAGAUCAUUUCUGCAAAUUUCCCAACCAUCAGGAGCUCCACAGAAGUAAAUUGGAGAGGUGAUAACACACCCAAGGACAGACCCAGCCUAUGCCUUAUGUCCUGGUCUAAUUAUUAAUAAUCGAUCAUUAAACUGUCCAGGACUCAAAGGAGAAUUUAUUGGGAUAAUAAACUAUGGCUACCCUUAUUAAAGGCUCCUUCACCUCUCCUGAGGCAACAAGCCCCACAGAGGCUGCUGUUUCCCUGGGCAGGAACCCAUGGUGGCCAGUUGAAGGGCUGCAUUUGUCCUGCCAGAGGCCUGGGCUGGUUGACAGCCUGGAACCUGGAAGAUGCCCUUGUGGUGGUAAAUCUGUGUGACUCCCAGCCCAGCGGCUCCCACCAUUGUAUUUUUUUGUAUCAAGUCGAAGGCCAACCCACUUUCAAUCCUUUGAUGAGGGAAAAUAUGUCAACACAAUGGUCCACUGAACUCUGGGCAUAGACAACAUGCAAUGCUUUUUGGGGUCUGUAGCCUAAAUGGUUUUACUCCAGAAGAUGUGGAAUUAAAGAUAAAGCAGACAGCUAAUUGCUGUUAAACCCACAUGCUCCAAACCAACCAUUAUGGUCUCUUCUCAGUUACAGAACCAGAGAGGCUUUCCCUAGAAUAGGCGUUGGUAGACUGGGCUUUGGGGUGAGAAGCAAGAAGGAGGAAGAAGGGGAAGAGGAGGGCAAGAGAGAAAUAACACGUCACAGAGGGGUACAGUUCUGAAAUGCACAAAGUCUGUGCCAUUUAAUUGGGAUUACUUUUGCUUUUUAUCCCACGUGGAUUUCUUCUUAUCCAUACGGAAAGAAAUCUUUGACAAUACCUGCUUCAGAGUCUCAGGUUUAAGAAGCCAAUCACUGACCCGAGGAAAAAGAGACAUAAAUCACUUUCAAGUUCUUCAGACAAAGAACAGCUCGAGGCAAGCUGGAGCGUUUGCAGGGCAUUUUUGUGACAUUUCUGGAUGCCCUUUGUUUCCCCCUUUCAAGAAAAGCCCUUUCUUUGCUUGCCUUCUCACAUAACAGCUUGGGAUUCUUGUCCCCCCCAAAAAUGCAUUUGAACUUGUGGGUUUGUUAAGAGUCAGGGCAUGAAGCAUUUUUCCAUGGUAGAAAAUUCUGGCAUUCCAAAGCAGAACUAAUGUGAGAUUUGGGAAGGCUGCCCUAUUUGUGCACUUAAUUAGGGCUCCCCAAAGGCAGCUGAUCCAUUGGUGUCAUAGGAAACCGACGCCAAGGCCAGCGAAGGCUGCAAAUGUGUGAGUACCCAAGAGGGGGGCGAAUGUAGAUUCCACACCUGUUCCCCACUGCCUUGGAUCAGGACUCAAGGGAUAUAAAGACAAGGGCUUGCCUGAAAUGCUCAUUUGGAUCCCAGGCCUGAUUUCAUCGUUCUGUGUGUCAGCAGUGUUUGAGUCAAGUCCCAAAACACUUGGAGAUAAAGGAUCAGAGUUAUAGGUUCUAUUUGGAUCUAUGAAAUAAGAUCUUGGUUCUGAAGAUCUGUGAAGUUGACAAAAUUACAGUGGAAAAACUAUAGACUUUAAAGACCAACCAGCCUGUGCUUUGAGUCUUACUCUGCCACUAGUAGAUGGUGUCAGUUUUUGAAGAAGUUAUCCGGUUAUUUCCGAGAUUUAGUUUUCUUCCCUAUAAGAGGCCAUACUAACACCUCUUCCAUGGGUUCAUUAUCGUAACAACAGCUGACAUUUGUUGAGCAAUUACGGUGUGUAAGGCACUGUUCUAAGAGCAUGAACUGUAUUAACUCUUCCAUCCUCUGUAGACCGUGUAAGGUAAAGUCUGUAUUAGAGGUUGGCAAACUGCUCCCCAUGGGCCAAGUUUUGCCCACUGCCCAUUUGUGCAAAUAAUAUUUUACUGGAACACAAUUAUGCCCAUCUGUUCAUGUCUACUCUGUGGCUACUUUCAUGCUAUAGCUCCAAGGUUGAGUAGUCGAAACAGAAACUGUAUGUCCAACCAGAUCUAAAAUAUCUACUAUCUGGCUUUGUACAGAAACAAAUUUGCCAACCCCUGCUUUAAAUUAUCCCAAUUGAAAGAUGAAGAAAAUAAACCAUAGGCAUUUUUGGGGGGCUGUGCCCCAUGGCAUGUGGAAUCUUAGCUCCCCGACCAGGAAUCAAACCCACACCCCCUGCAUUGGAAGUGCAGCGUCUUAACCACUGGACCACCAGUGAAGUCCAACCAUAGACAUUUUAAAUAGCUUAACUGAGGUCGUACAGCUGGUGACAGAUAGACCUAGGAUUAGAACCUAGUAUCCUGACUCCAGAACUUGUGACCUUCACGAGUAUCCUACGUGUAUAAUAAUAUACAUGAAUUACCCAGUGCAGUGCCUGACGCAUAGGAGAUGCCUGACACAUCUGUUUGCUUAAGCGAUCCUUUGCAUUCCCCCACGGUUCUCCUUUUCCUUCUGCCUCCUUUUGCAGCUUCAUAUCAAUUUCUAUUGCCUUUUCCUUCUCUUCUGCCAGAUUAUGUUUUCAAUUCUGCAGACUUCUGGGCAAUUUUAUACCCAUUAUCUCAAUGCAUCAAACAACCCUGUGAGGUCGGUAUCAUUAUCUUCAUUUAAAAGAUGUAGAAACCACUCCCGACCUCUGAACUCCCAGGAGUUUUUACACUUCAUUUGUUAACCCUCAGAGGAAACGUUGCUAGGAGCUUUGGGAACAUUUAUUUAAUGCUGACAACUAACAUUAGGGAAAAAAUAUCGACAGUUACUCGAGAAAGGAUUACAAUCUAAUUGGGGUGAGAAAAUAGUGUAAAAUAUUGGAACAACAGCAGGCAUUUUUAAAGUUAAGUUAUUUAGUACAGAUCGUGAGUGGGUGUGAAUUCAGGGAGCUGGGACAAGAGGAUGGACCGGGGGUGUGGGGUGCAGGCAGGGACGGUUUCCAGGAGGCGGUCCAAUGUGAGCUGGGCCUCUAACGUGGGGCAGGAUCUUAAAAAGAGAAUCUCAGAUUUGAGUAUCAUGGGAGUGAGGAAAGGAACCACAGAGAGAAGACAUAGAAAUGGAAAUGUCUCAAAGGGACAGGCCCAGCAAAUCUCAGAGAACUCUGGCAAAUCAGAAUGAGUAAAUAGGGAACAGGUUGUGUUUGACUUUGAAGGCCAGAGAGAGAAUAAUAAUAGUGCUAAUUAUGAUAACACUUAGGUGCAGGAUUGCUGACCCAGGCACUCUAGAUUCAUACUCUCCUUUAACCCCACCAACCCUUCAGUGAUACAGGUGUUGUCCUGUUUCACAGAUGAGAACAUUUGAGGCUUAGAUUGUAGCAAUCAAAUGUUAGUGGGAAAAUCAGAACUAUUCCACAGGCCUAGUUCAAGAGCACAGGGCUUUUUGUUGUUACUUUUCUUCUGUGGAUGCACGUGCUUGCAGGUGGGGUUUUAGAUAUGCCCAUACAGUAUAAUCUUAGGCUCUGCUGGUUAAAUUGUUCUUGCUUUCUCUGAUGCUAUAAUCUAUUAUCAAUUGCCCGUGGACUCAGAUGGAGAACACCAGGAAUUAGAUGCUCUACACCUGGACCACUAUGAUACCUCCCAUCGCAGGCACUAGGGAGCCAUGGAAUGCUUUUGAGUGGGAGAUGCCAUGAUGAAAGGAACUACUCUGCCAACGAAGUCAGGCUGGAUGAGAGCUGGGAAAGACAGGAAGGAGGAGGUAGUAUGAACUCACAAGUGUGAUAUGCAGUUGUUAGCUCACCUUGGAUUGAGCCACAAGAGCUAGGGUUUGGGGUGACUGAAGAGGACAUGGCAAGAAGAGAAGGGUAGAUUUAUGGAGUCAGAGGGCCAUGACCCACACUGCUUAGACCUUACUACUAGACAGCCAUGCUUGAUGAACAGAGGACUUGGAGUCUGAAGAUUUAGGUUCACAUCUUGGCUCUACUGCUAAAGUUGCACUGUGUGAAGAAAGAGGGAAAAGGGAAGAAUUAUAUGCUGUUUGAGUUAGACAGCAUCUCAUGUGUCUUCCCAUCAACUCUGGGAGGUGGUGAUAACAAGAGCAAUAGGUAACAUGUAAAUACUUCUGUGUGCCAGCACUUUCUGUGUUCUCCUUCUAGCCAUUUCUCUAUAUUUUUAAUCUUCAUAGAAACCCCAUGAGAUAAGGGGCAUUGUUAUUCCCUUUGGAUAGAUGAGGUGACUGAGGCACAGAGAGGUUAAGUAACAUGGCUGUGGUCACACAGCUGGUAAAUAGAGGAACUAAGCUUUGAACCCAGGCAGUUUGGCCCCCAGAGUCCAUGCUCUUAGUCAUUUUCACACUGUCUCUAAGGCAUGUUUCACCUCGAGGAGUGUUCUGGGGGUAAGGUUAUUCUAUGCCACCCUGUAACCUGCACACUGACAGUCCUGCCUCUGCACCACAGGGUCAGGGACCUCCCACUGAGAAGGCUUCCUGCCACAGCCUGGUACUUCUCACAGCUGUCUGGAACCUUUCACUCCAUCCUCCACCCAGACCCUCACACCCUGACCUCCUGGCUCCUGGCCACACCCAUUGCCCUUGAUUCUAGCUUCCCACCCCUGUAGGACUUGUGCCCCUGUACCACACCUCCAGCUCCCCUUCUCUGAACAAUUUGUUUUUGUCCUUUAGACACUUUUACCUCUUUGUUCAAGGUAAGACUCUAGCACCCAGGUUCCUCCCCCACCCCAUGCCAGCCCACACAAGUGGCAUCCCCAUCAGAUUUGUACCAGCUUCUGGGAACAGGACCGGACAACUUGUUCAGCCACUUUCUCAAGGGCUGGUCCCUGGCAGCUAUACCGGUCCCACCUGUUUCCGGCCUGGUAGCUGCCAAUCCAACUAGAUGGGACUAUUCUGGGAGCAGCAAGAAGACUUAGUCACCCUAGUUGAGUCUUCCUUAACAAAAGAAGUCGAAAGGCCUUUUGUUUUUGUUGUUGUUGUUUGUUUUCUUAAUGUGCAUUAAAAUUCUGCCCAGGAUGCUAUAGCAGUUAAGACAUGGCCCCUGAAAUCAGAAGGAUACGGGUUCAAAAUUCAGUUCUGCUGCUUGCUAGCUGUGUCAUCCUAGGAAAAUUGUUCCAUCUUAGCUCUUCAUUUGUAAAGUGGAGCUAAAAGAAGGCCUAUCUUAUGGGGUAGUCACAAGAAUUCGGUGAAAGGAUGUAUGUGAGCAUGUAUCAUACCACCUGACCAGCAGUAAGUGCUCAGUAAGUGGUAGUUACUAUCAGCAUUAUAUUAAGUGUCAUUAUAUAAAGUAUCAUUCAAGACUCCCUGGAGAUAGUUCAUUCAGACAGUUAUUUACUCAACGGACAUUUAUCAGGAGGCUGCUGUUUGCCAAAUCUAUGCCAGGUACAAAUAUAGGAUGUAUGUUUAUGAAAGGAAGGAAUGCAUGUUAAUCACUUAUUAUAGGCCAGACACUGUUCUAGGCAUUUUAGGGACAUAUUUCAUUUCACCUUU
Delphinapterus leucas (beluga whale) is the source of this 7117-nucleotide messenger RNA. RefSeq names its product FGGY carbohydrate kinase domain containing (gene FGGY). Gene Ontology annotation, biological process: pentose metabolic process; carbohydrate phosphorylation. The record is from RefSeq and is a predicted model, not a curated record. Gene Ontology annotation, molecular function: D-ribulokinase activity. Lineage: Eukaryota; Metazoa; Chordata; Mammalia; Artiodactyla; Monodontidae. Gene Ontology annotation, cellular component: cytoplasm.